AUGUCACUGCCAAACAACAUCAGCUUUCAUCCCAAUACCUUUCUUCUCGUUGGCAUUCCAGGGAUAGAGGCCAUCCACACUUGGAUAUCAAUACCCUUCUGCCUUAUUUAUUUAACUGCUCUCCUGGGAAAUUUCUCCAUUUUAUUUAUUAUCAGAACAGACUCCAACCUGCAUGAACCCAUGUACUUCUUCCUCUGUAUGCUCUCUGUGGCCGACUUGAUCCUUUCCACUACUGCUAUGCCCAAAAUCCUCAGCAUUUUUUGGUUCCAUGACAGGGAGAUCUAUUUUGAAGCCUGCCUUGUCCAAGUAUUUCUCAUUCACUCACUAUGCAGCAUGGCCUCAGGGUUUAUCUUGGCCAUGGCCUUUGACAGGUACGUGGCAAUCUGCAAUCCUCUGAGACAUUCCAUUAUCCUGACACACAGAGUCAUCCAGAACGUGGGGCUGGCUAUCAUCUUCCGUGGAGUCGUACUUUUCUGUCCUCAACCCUUUAUGCUUUGGUGGCUUCCCUACUGUAGAACUAAUGUCAUCCCUCACACCUACUGUGAAUUUAUGGCUCUGAUCAAGCUGGCUUGUGCAGAGACCAGGAUCUGCAGAACAUACAGCCUAACUGCUGCCUUCCUCACUGGAGGUUUAGAUUUCAUAUUAAUCCUCUGUUCCUACGUUGUCAUCCUUUACACUGUCUUCCAUCUUCCAUCCAAAGCUGCUCGGCUCAAGAUGGGCACUUGUGGAUCCCAUGUGUGUGUGAUCCUGGUGGCCUAUACUCCAGCCUUUUUCUCCUUCCUUACUCACAGAUUUGGACACCAUGUGGCUCCUCAUAUUCACAUCUUUGUGGCUAACAUCUAUGUCCUUGUUCCACCCAUGGUGAACCCAAUGAUCUAUGGCAUAAGAACCAAGAGGAUCAGAGAACGAUACCUCCAGGUUUUGACUUCUCACAAAUUCUAA
This is a messenger RNA of Capra hircus (goat), 942 nucleotides long. Its product is annotated as olfactory receptor 52D1-like. Gene Ontology annotation, cellular component: membrane. The record is from RefSeq and is a predicted model, not a curated record. Gene Ontology annotation, biological process: G protein-coupled receptor signaling pathway. Gene Ontology annotation, molecular function: G protein-coupled receptor activity; olfactory receptor activity. Lineage: Eukaryota; Metazoa; Chordata; Mammalia; Artiodactyla; Bovidae.